This is a messenger RNA of Diaporthe citri, 1521 nucleotides long. RefSeq lists its product as uncharacterized. The transcript has 3 exons. Gene Ontology annotation, cellular component: nucleus. NCBI's taxonomy places the organism in Eukaryota, Fungi, Ascomycota, Sordariomycetes, Diaporthales, Diaporthaceae. The record is from RefSeq and is a predicted model, not a curated record. Gene Ontology annotation, molecular function: sequence-specific DNA binding; DNA-binding transcription factor activity. Gene Ontology annotation, biological process: positive regulation of transcription by RNA polymerase II. The coding region runs from base 1 to 1521 and encodes 506 amino acids.
AUGAAACCCAGAGUGACAGCAACGCUUUGGGAGGACGAGGGCAGCUUGUGCUUUCAGGUCGAGGCCAGAGGUAUCUGUGUAGCGCGUAGAGAAGACAACCACAUGAUCAACGGUACUAAGUUGCUCAACGUUGCGGGCAUGACCCGCGGUAGACGGGAUGGAAUUUUGAAGAGUGAGAAGGUUCGCCAUGUCGUGAAAAUCGGUCCUAUGCACCUGAAGGGUGUCUGGAUCCCUUUUGAGAGAGCUCUGGAUUUCGCCAACAAGGAGAAGAUCACCGAGUUGCUGUACCCCUUGUUUGUGCACAACAUCGGUGCGCUUCUCUACCACCCAACCAACCAGAACCGGACCACCCAGGUCAUGCAGGCUGCAGAGCGCCGCAAGCAGGAGCAGCAGACGCAAAUGCGCAACGCGCAGCCGCCGGCACCACUUCCGUCCCUGCAGCAACAAACUCACCAUCACUCAAUGGGCCUUCCGCAACCUCCUCUCUCAUCCCACGGCCGGCCCUCCCUCGACCGUGCGCAUACCUUCCCCACCCCUCCCACGAGUGCCUCCAGUGUGAUGGGAAGCAUGGGAGGAGAAAACUACCAAUGGCCGCAACAACAGGGGAUGAAUGGUUCUCAAGGUACUCAUCCCAUGUCCAUCGAUACUAGCCUUAGCAACACUCGCUCAAUGCCUGCAACUCCAGCCACCACCCCUCCUGGAAGCAGCAUACAGAGCAUGUCUUCCUACCCUCCCGCGACCCAGCCGUAUGACAACUCCCGGCAGUACAACGCGCCACCACUGCAGUCGCCCUACCAGCCCGCAAAUACCAGCCCACAGGAUCGCUCCAUGUACGCGCAGAGCAAUUACGUCAAGAGCGAGAUGGGCCCACCCUCAAGUCGUCCUUCGAUAUCAGGUCUCCCUGGCGACCAGGACAACAAGCCUGCCAAUGGCUACUCGAGCCAAGGCAGUGAGCAUGUCACCCAACAAGGCCCCGAUGACGAGGCGGAUCAUGAGCAUGAGGCCGAGUAUACUCAUGACCGGAGUACAUACGACAAUGGGAACAGCCAGUACAACUACAGCGCCCCACCUCUUGCCCCCAUCCAGUCUGAUCACCCGCAUCUUUCACCCGAGAUGGCCGGGUCUGCAGGCCAUCAGGCAGCAUCGGGCCGGUCAACGCCGCGCAGCGCUGCCCCGCCUCAAGCGUAUUACCCGCAACAGGGGUACAACACCUCACCCCGGACCUCAACGCAGUCCGGCAUGUACAACGUCGUGAGCAAUGACCGGGGCCCAACAAAUGGCGACUAUGCAUCGCACGCCGACAUGAACAGCUCGAUGCAGAACGGUUACGCGCCUGCGCCCAUGAACGGCGCAUCGGGCGGGAUGAAGCGCGGCCGGGACGACGACGAGGAGCAGAGGCCCUUGAGCGGCGGCCCCGGUAUGGACAUGAAGCGACGGAAGACGCUGGCACUGGACACGGCGCCAGCGCAGGGGGUAUACCAGCCGGCACCCGCAGUUGCCGCUCCUACACGGCGGCGAUAG